Salarias fasciatus (jewelled blenny) is the source of this 957-nucleotide messenger RNA. It is a transcript of the gene phf1, whose product is annotated as PHD finger protein 1. NCBI's taxonomy places the organism in Eukaryota, Metazoa, Chordata, Actinopteri, Blenniiformes, Blenniidae. The record is from RefSeq and is a predicted model, not a curated record. Bases 1 to 957 code for a protein of 318 amino acids. The transcript has 9 exons.
AUGCUGAGUCCGAGGCGCCGGAACUCUGAACCCUUUCCAGUUUUCUCUCUGCUGUUCCUCAGGUUCUACCAGUUCCAGUGCUCGGUGUGUACGAAGGGACCGGAGACCAUCCAGAGGCUGCCCAUGACCUGGGUGGAUCUGGCUCAUCUGGUCCUCUAUCAUCUGUCGCUGUGCUGCAAGAGGAAGUACUUCGACUUCGACCAUGAGAUCCUGUCCUUCACCAACGAGAACUGGGACUGGCUGCUGCUGGGCUCGCUGUCGGAGACGCCGAGACCGGACCGCUGCCAGAACCUGCUCCACGCGCUGAACUCCCACAAGGACAGGUUCGUUUCUGGGAAGGAGAUCAAGAAGAAGAAGUGUCUGUUCGGGUUGCAGGUUCGAGCGCCGCCGCCACUGACCUCUGACUCGUCGCCGCUCAUCACGGAUCCUCCUACAAGCAUCACUCACCGGAGAAGUCCGCUGACGCUGAACUAUCAGAGGAGGGUCGGAGGGACGGAGACCCGCAGGACCAAGAGGACCCUCAUAGAGACACAGCCCCUCCCUCCUCCGGUCUCUGCCAACCCCAUUGAGCUGCUGCCAUGUUGCCAUGGCUACAUGGGCGGGGCCAGCCUCUGUAACGCCAGGGAGUCGGAGGAGGAGCUGAACCUGAGCUGUCCUCCUAAGAGGACGGUGUCUGCGUGUCCCGGCCCGCCGGGCGGAGGCCUCCGUCACCACCGCAGCCCGGAGGACGCCUGCAGGUCCCCCGCCGCGUGUCACCACCGCCCGCCCGAGCCCGCCGCCCCGCCCCCGCCCGGCGCCGCCGGAGGCGGGGCGGCGGGGUGGGACGGGGCGGGCCCGGACGGGACGGCGUCCCGGAGCUGGGGCGGAGGCGAGGCGGUGAGGAUCCUGGCCCGGCGCGUGACGCCGGACGGGAAAGUGCAGUACCUGGUGGAGUGGGACAACCUGGGCCUGUGCUGA